This is a messenger RNA of Chrysochloris asiatica (Cape golden mole), 504 nucleotides long. RefSeq names its product cadherin-19-like. NCBI's taxonomy places the organism in Eukaryota, Metazoa, Chordata, Mammalia, Afrosoricida, Chrysochloridae. The coding region runs from base 1 to 504 and encodes 167 amino acids. The transcript is spliced from 2 exons. Gene Ontology annotation, molecular function: cadherin binding; calcium ion binding. The record is from RefSeq and is a predicted model, not a curated record. Gene Ontology annotation, cellular component: adherens junction; catenin complex; plasma membrane. Gene Ontology annotation, biological process: homophilic cell-cell adhesion; adherens junction organization; cell morphogenesis.
AUGAACUGUUGCUUUCUCAUACAUUUUAUGGUUGGAGUUCCUCUCCUAGGACCCUGCCUGACUGCCAUAGAAUAUUCAAAUACACCGGAAGUUGAGCAGCCAGUGCCAUCUCAUUUGAGAGCCAAGCGUGGCUGGGUGUGGAACCAGUUUUUCGUACCAGAAGAAAUGAAUACGAGCCGUCAUCACAUUGGCCGGCUAAGAUCUGAUUUAGACAAUGGAAACAACUCUUUCCGGUACAAGCUGUUGGGAGAUGGAGCUGGGAGUAUUUUUGUCAUUGACGAAAGAUCAGGUGAUAUAUAUGCUGUUCAGAAGCUUAAUAGAGAGGAACGUUCCCUCUACACUCUGAGAGCUCAGGUGAUAGACGCCACCACUGGACGCGCUGUGGAACCAGAGUCUGAAUUUGUCAUCAGAGUUUCAGAUAUCAAUGACAAUGAACCCAAGUUCCUGAAUGAACCUUAUAAAGCCAUUGUACCAGAGAUGUCACCAGAAGGUAUUGCCUAUUAA